Messenger RNA from Apis laboriosa (Himalayan honeybee), 2394 nucleotides. It is a transcript of the gene scrt, whose product is annotated as protein snail. The transcript has 3 exons. Gene Ontology annotation, cellular component: nucleus. The record is from RefSeq and is a predicted model, not a curated record. Gene Ontology annotation, biological process: regulation of transcription by RNA polymerase II. The coding region runs from base 72 to 1742 and encodes 556 amino acids. NCBI's taxonomy places the organism in Eukaryota, Metazoa, Arthropoda, Insecta, Hymenoptera, Apidae. Gene Ontology annotation, molecular function: DNA-binding transcription factor activity, RNA polymerase II-specific; RNA polymerase II transcription regulatory region sequence-specific DNA binding.
CAACCGGCCGGCCACCUGGCGAGACCUGGGCCGCGACGGCUGCUGCAACGGGGAACAACCACCGCGCCAACAUGCCGCGCUGCCUCAUGGCCAAGAAAUGGAAGGCCUACCCGUGGCCGGAUCGCGUGGACGAUCCGCAGGAGGAGGAGAACGAUCCUUCGGGGGUGCUGCAGGAGAGCCAUGGCGUGCAGCAGACCACCGCUUCGCUGGAGAAGAGGCAGCACAGGCACGAGCCCGUGGAGGACGAGGAGAUCGACGUGGUCGGGGACACGGAUAGCAGGCAGACAGUCGAUCAUCAGCAGACUUGUUGGGGCCCCCAUAGCCCCACCGCUGGUGCAACCGCGCCUAGCCCACCGCCGCUCAACGCCUCCGGUGCUCUCUAUUAUCAUGGUUACACGCACGAGUCGUGGAUCAACCACGAGGAGCCGCCGAAGUACGCGACGCUACGUUCGGCCGCGGAGCUGGCCCGACCCGUGGUACCGUCCCCUCCGCCCCCGGCCGCCCCCCAGGAGCUGGCUGCAGUGGUGACCGGGUCCGGCCUGCACCAACCGCACCCAGCCCCAACGACGACCCCGUCGGCCACGUCGCUGAGCCUGCCCCCGAGGAAGAGCCUCUCGAUGUGUUUCACCAGCACGGGGACGGCGCUCUCGUUGCCCCCCAAGAAGAAGGACAUAUACCGGCCCUACAGCCUUCAGCCGACGUCGGAGAUCCGCACGUCGGCCGAGGAGGACCUGUCCGCCGCGCAGGCGAUCCUCGACCUGAGCGCGUCACCGGCUGCGCCCACCCACUCUGUCUUCAUUCACACUUUGUCGCCGCCGCCGCCGCCCCCGCCCCCGCAGGCAGCGCCAGGCGUCACGCCGAACGGCCAGCUGCAACCUGCACAGCUACAGCCGCCGCCGACCGCUCAGCCCAUCCCCGUGUCCGUGCUUGUACCGGUGCCCAGCUCGCAGACCAACCAGCUGCGCCAACAGGAGCAAACGCCCCAACCCCAAUCACCGGCCACCGCGGAGACGAAUGCGAACAACUGCACUGGCGGGAGAGAUGGAACCAGCAGUGGCGGAAGCAAGACGGUGGCCUACACGUACGAGGCGUUCUUCGUGUCGGACGGCCGGUCGAAGCGUCGAAGCGCGAACACGAACGGGGCGGCGGUGCCCGACAAGGAGGCAGCCCAGCCGGACAGGCCGAAGUUCACGUGCACGGAGUGCGGGAAGCAAUACGCGACCUCGUCGAAUCUGUCCCGGCACAAGCAGACGCACCGAAGCCUCGAUUCCCAAUCGGCGAAGAAGUGCAUCCACUGCGGCAAGGCGUACGUCAGCAUGCCGGCGUUGGCGAUGCACGUGCUCACCCACAAGCUUGCCCACAGCUGCGGCGUCUGCGGCAAGAUGUUCUCCAGGCCUUGGCUGCUCCAAGGCCACCUGAGAAGUCACACGGGUGAGAAGCCUUACGGGUGCGCGCACUGCGGCAAGGCGUUCGCAGACCGGUCGAAUCUCCGCGCCCACAUGCAGACCCAUUCCGCGGACAAGAACUACGAGUGCUCGAGAUGCCACAAGACGUUCGCCCUCAAGUCUUAUCUGAACAAGCACCUCGAGUCCGCCUGUCUACGCGAUGACGAGAUACCGCCACCAUCGCAGCAGCAGCAGCAGCAGCAACAGCAACAGCAGCAACAAACGGGAGCUACGAACGGUAAUAAUAAUAACAACGCGACGACGCAACACCAGCAGAGCAACAAUCGUAGUUUGUAGCAGCGCUUCGACGACAGGAAGGCUACGAGCAGGCGUCUCGACGCCAUGGCAAGGGAGAGCUAGCGGUUGUUCCCGGCGACACCCGGUUAAAACCGGGGUAUACACGAACGAGAUCGUCGAUGGGGAUGAAGGGAAGAGGAAAUGAAGAGAGAGGGGAAAAAAGAAAAUAAAAGGUUUGCCGUAGGUUUUAAGUAGAAAAGUGCCAGUAGAGAAAAAUGGAGGAUAAUAGAGAGAAGUAACCGAAUGGUAGUGUUGUAGAAGGGAAGUAAGAGAGAGAGAGAGAGAGAGAGAGAGAGAAAGGGAGAGAGAGAAAGAGAGAGAGAGAGUGGAAGAUGUCGGUUUCUUAAAUAAUGUCUAACAUUGAUAAAAACGUCCAAUAAUGUUAAGUCUUAAAAAAAAAAAAAAAAAAACGAGCAGAAAGAGAGAGAGAGAAAGAAAGAGAGAGAAAAAAGAACAAAAAAAGAGAAGAAACGAAACGACGAAGGAAAAUAAGAGGGAACGAUAAACGAGAAAGGAAAAGAAUAUAAGAAAGAGAGAGAGAAAAGAAAAAAAAAACGAGAACAAAGAACACGUCGAACGGUGACGUCCACACUGCAGUCUAGUCACUCUAGUCGAUUAUACUUAAUACAUUAUGAUAUUAUAUUAUUAUAUA